Messenger RNA from Dreissena polymorpha, 1448 nucleotides. RefSeq lists its product as uncharacterized. The transcript is spliced from 8 exons. The record is from RefSeq and is a predicted model, not a curated record. The coding region runs from base 85 to 1389 and encodes 434 amino acids. Lineage: Eukaryota; Metazoa; Mollusca; Bivalvia; Myida; Dreissenidae.
GCGAAAUAAUUGUAUUGUGGCGAUAGCAAAUGUCAGAGUUGCGCAGAGGCUUGAGAGACAUGUGAAGAAAUCAGAAAACGUUAAAUGAAUAAAUCAUUCACAUUGUGCAAAUUUUCGCCUUUAAGAACACCAACAGACAAAAAGUUAAAAGGUAGGCAAAGUGACACAGAUUCAAACUGUUCCAAUGUGACAGACGAUAUAAAGAAUAUUGCCAAGGCAGUUUCAGCUCGCUUCAGUUCUGGAAUGUCCACAGCAAAUUUGUCAUCAGAUGAGGAUCUUUUUUUUACACAGACAUUCCCAACUUCUCCAAAAAAAACAACUGUUCCAUCAAAAUCCCCGAAGAAAAGCAAGAAGAAACAUAAGGUGUCUAAAGAUGUGUCAGUGGAUUCGCCUGACAGUUAUGUGACUGCGCUGACCUCUGAUACACAAGAAAGUUAUGUAAGUGCAUUGUCAGAUCAGCCUAUCAGUGACACCAGUGGUAAGAAAAAAAAAUCACGCAAGAAAGAUAAGCCACAUUGUGAAGACAUUACACAUUCUAGCAUCUUACUGGACAGUGACUGUAAACAGCUGGAACAAAUGGGUAGUUUGUCUACAGGUGCUGAAAUGAUUGGGGAACUGACAAGCCCUAAAAGAAAGAAAUCGUCUAAAAAAUCAAAGAAGCUCAAAAGAUCUCACCAUAUGUCUUCUAUUGAUGAUGAUGUGACACCCAUGCAGUCCCCAACAAAGAAAGUUCGAUUUAUGGAACAGGGUUAUGAAAACUUGAAUGAAGUCUUAAAAUCAGGUGGUAAAACAACUCCUUCAGAGGUAGAAUCAUCAGAAAUAGUUCAACAUGAAAACUUAGAGAAAUCUGCAGAUGUUGACAUCAGUUUAAUUGGUAACAGGGCGAAAUAUGAGUUUAAAACACCCGACCACUACAAAUUGAUGGACUUGAAACACUGCUUUACAAAGUCAGAACUCCAAGGCAAAAAGCUGUUUCUUAUUCAAGCUCCUAAACAGUUUGAUUUCACCACCCUGGACAAUCAGAAAAUCUCUCUCAGCAGUACAAGUAUUAUUACUAAUAACAUGGUAGAGGGUAAACAAUUUGAAGUGACACCUAGGGAGUAUGAUACCAAAAAAGGAUCAGGCAUUUACAGCAUGGUAGUUGAUAAAAACAGCUUGACUGUAGGUGAGAGCAUUCAAGGUCACCUGCAGAUCACAGACUGGUAUCCAGGCAUUCCUCCUGUUGUCUUGGAUAAGACAUUGCCAAGGAAACACAGAGUGGAGGGCAUUAACAAUGUUGUCAACACAGAUGAUGUUGUUGGUUCCAAGAAUGUAGAUACUGAAGAAGUGAGUUCCAAGAAACAGAAAAAGAAAAAAAAGAAAGAGAAAAAGAAGGAUAGGAAAAAAUAAAUAAUUGUUUUAUUUGUUUGUAUGAUACAUCAAAAAGAAUACAAGCUCUGUUAAAAUGG